GCAUGCUACGCAACAGCGGGGGGCUUGGUGGAAUUGGAAAAAGCCUCCGAUUUGUGGAAACAGCAGCUGUUUAGUUCAUUUUCUCCGUGAAAAAAACAAGAAAAGCCAUGGCGUUGAACGGUGGGCUUAGAUCGGCUUCAAAGCUACUAACCUCGUCCUCUCAAUCACUUCUCUCCAAGUCAGCCAAUAGAGGGUUUCAUUCAACUGGAGUGAAGAGGAUGGGUGGAGGCCAUGCGCAUGGCCAUGAUGAACCAUACUACCUUCAUGCUAAGCACAUGUACAAUUUGGACAGGAUGAAACAUCAGAAGCUGAAGAUGUCUCUUGGUGUUUUUACAGCCUUCAGCAUUGGCGUCGGUCUUCCUGUUUAUGCUGUCAUUUUCCAGCAGAAAAAGACUGCAUCUGGCUAAAUUCUGAAGCUUACCUUCAUGGCUGCAAUAAUAGAAGCAACCCGGAAGUCAGGAUGCCGUUUUAAUCAACUUUUGAAUUGGUUUGAUUUCAUGAUAUUGCACAGUUUUGGUGUUUAGCAUUUCUGACUGGUGUCUGUUCACUGUUGAUCAUGGGAAUCUAGGAUUGGUAAUAUUCUGCAUUUGAUAAUAAUAUUUGAUGCUCCAAUUUGGAUUGCAAAGGUAGUUCUUUUAU
Molecule: messenger RNA, 639 nt
Organism: Theobroma cacao (cacao)
Lineage: Eukaryota; Viridiplantae; Streptophyta; Magnoliopsida; Malvales; Malvaceae
Product: TonB-dependent heme receptor A
Source: RefSeq, a predicted model, not a curated record